Molecule: messenger RNA, 9253 nt
Organism: Falco peregrinus (peregrine falcon)
Lineage: Eukaryota; Metazoa; Chordata; Aves; Falconiformes; Falconidae
Gene: PIGQ
Product: phosphatidylinositol glycan anchor biosynthesis class Q
Exons: 11
Coding region: 2418-4148 (576 amino acids)
Biological process (GO): GPI anchor biosynthetic process
Cellular component (GO): membrane; endoplasmic reticulum
Source: RefSeq, a predicted model, not a curated record
UGCCGGGGGGUGGGCGCCCCUUGGCGUGGCGGCCCUGUCACGGGGUGGGCGCCCCUUGGCGUGGGGCAGCCGGCGUGGUGAGGCUGGGGCUGCGUCCCGCGGUUCACCUCGACUUUUCUGUCUAAAGAUCUGAAAUGAAUCAGCCCUGGGGCCCUUUCUUCGUUUGCUGGUUGCGUUAAUGCAUUUUAGGCGCUGUCCGCUGUUGGUUUUGCUGCGGGCGAGAUGGUUGCGUUGAUGCUGUGUGGCAUCUCGGGGAGUGGGGGAAGAGCUGGGGAUUUCCAGCAGAAAUGAGCGGUCGGCAAGGCUUUAGGCACUUCACGAGCACGGACUAAGUAUAUUGGUAGGAUAUUUCUGUUAAAGUUAGCAGCAAUGAAACUGUUGACUGUGAUGACAUUUAAAAUGUCAACUUUAGAUUUCAGACAGUCGAUUGAAAUGAGUAAGGUAGGACGCACGGCUGGUUGUGGGUUUGGGAACACCAGCCCUGCUGCCUGAGCGCCCAGGCCAGCUCCCCACUCACCAUCUGCCCUGUCACUGUACAUAUAGUUGAUGGGCUGGUUUUCAACUGUCAAGGUAUUUUGUACAGCCUGAAAAUUGUAUCGGAGCCUUCACUGCCAUAUCUGCAGCAGCCAAAGGAGAGAUCAUGUGCUUGGGUACCAUUGAACCUGAGCUAUAGCCAGUGUAGUUAGCUGCAUAAAACUUAAUUCAUUUAAAAGGUUGGGAAGGGUGUAAGAGAGAAAACUCACAUGAACAUGAGAAGUGUUUCUCCUCCAUAAGAAGUAUUCUCAGAUGACUGUGGCUAUCUUUAAAAAAAUCUUGGUGAGAAAUAAAUGUUUGGAUUAAGAGUCAGUUGAUAAUUCUUCAAAAUGUCCAAUGGAUGAACAAACCUUUAAGAAGGACAGCUGUGCAGAGACACUGGAAGUCUCUUGUAGCAAUACUCUGAAACAAUUGUGGCAUCUCUUGAGGAAAAAGAAGAAUAGAAAAAUCAACUUUAAAAGGUUAUCUGUCCAGUAUUACUGGUGGUAGCUUUGGGAAUCAAAACAGAAAUACUGAGAAACCCCACUCAGGUACUUACCUUCCUCAUUUAUCUCUGGGUUCUUUAAAAUACCAAGCUCAAUUUCACUUUUUUAGAGUAUGCAGUUAUUGGUGAACUUCACUUGUAAUAUUUUGGUAUUGCACUGUAGCUAGAAUGUUAUCACUCUAGCUAAAUUUAUAUUAUUUUAAAUAAUUCCUGAGCAUAUGUGUUUAUGUACAUUCCCAACAUGUUCAAUCCGUUAUUUUGCCUUUCAUAGCCCCUGUAUUUAUAUAAUUUAUUUCCUUUUUCCUAGGAAUAUGUCUGUAGGUCUUAGGGCAAAAAAAUGAAAAUCCUUUUUCAAACCUAAAGCUAAAUCAUGAAGCAAAUGUCAUCUCACCUGAUAAUGUUUCAUUAACAAUGGGUUAGGCAAGGAGGUAGGAGAGGUAGUGAAGGGAAGAAUAUCUUGGUCAGUACGCUUGGACAAACCGCAGUCUUUCUAAAAGAAGGAAAAGCAAAAUGACAUGUUUUAUAUCAAACUUUUUUAAGGAUCAGUGUAAUUAAUUGUGUCUGUCAGCAGAUUUUCACCAAAGUUUCCUAUGUGUGUCAGGAGCAACUCUUCUAGAUAGGAUGUGUCCUUCGAUGUCUUUGUGGUCUUCCAGAGGAAAAAAACAUCAAAAAAUACCUGAAUCAUUAAUUAAGUAGCUAAUUCAAUAGAAGUGAAAGAUGAGCUUCAAUGUCUUGCUUUUUCAGUCCAUUUGGGUCUAAUAGUCAUUAAACUGUCUAGUGAAAGAUGACGUUUCCCAGUUGUACUGCAUGUCUUCGGACUUUCCCAUGCCUGGUGUCCUGCACCCUUACAGUCCCAGGCUGUCACAUCUGCCAUUUUCCUACCCUUCCUUUGGUAUGCCUUUCCACUUCCGUUCUCCUUCUGCUAGAGGCUUGUAGUCCUUUGGAAAAACACAUAGUAUUUGAGGUUCUUCUGAGAUCCUGCUUCCUUAUAGGCUUCACAGCUCCAAGCUUAUCCCUCUGGUCAAAGAGAGAGGGAUGGAAGUCCCUCUGUAGCCUCCAAAUCUUGCCAUGGGCUGGAGGGUCUGUGGGACAGCGAGGGACAGUGCUCGGUGCCCUCGGCACCUGUGAAGACUCUGCUUCCAGCAGCAUGCUGUGAGCAGAAUCCCUCAGGAGCACCCGUAUGCCUGUCUGAGGGGGGGUCUUGGGGUGUGCUUUGCAGUUUUGCAGUAAAAGGGAAAAUUCAGUUCCAGGGAAAAAAACCAUUAAUCCUUGCAAACGCAGCAACUGUGGUGCUUUGCCCAUCAGAGGAGCGAGCUGUUCAACAAGGAAACUUCACCUUGCUGCCUCGAGGGGCUGACAACUCAUCCGUGAGGUGUACCAUUGUUCCAGGGUUGCUGCCAUGGUACUUAAAGUCUUCUUUCCAUCAUGCUGCUCCUCAGCAGAGAGUGGCAUUUUGAUCGGCCGGUGGAUCUCGGAACAGAACUCUGCUGUUAUCCUUGCUGUGGUCCAUUUCCCUUUUAUUCCUGUCCAGGUGAAGCAGUAUGUCAGUGAAGUCCAACGAGUGACUAAAGUCAAUGUUUCUGUGCUUGGCUCAUGGAGCAACAGCAAACAGGAGAAAGAAGAGAGUCUGAGUGAGUUCUUGGAAGACCUUGGGACAAUAUUCUCCCAUGAGCCGUGGAUUCAGAUAAGCAAAGAGGGGAACAGCAAAUUCUGGAGCUGUUCUACUCUUCAGAAACACUCUAACAACCCUAAGGAGGAAGAAAUCAUCUUAGUGUACUAUGACCAGCGCAAAGUCAUGCUUUCCCAUCUGCAUCCCCCUUUGGACACAGCUGCCUCCACUGACCGCAAGGCAGAUGAUGCUUCAAAGCUCUCUGCCAUCUUUGACACAGUUGCAAAGAGUAAGGUGCUGUUCAUGACAGACAGGUACGAUGAUGGGCCCAUUAAGCUGACCCACUGGCAGUCAGAUGGCGUUGAAGCUAGUAUCAUCGUGGAGCUGUUGAAGCAGGCCUCUGUGCCUGCGUGCAUGCUGCUGACAUUCCUGCUUUCAGUUAUCUCUGGGAUCUGCAGGAGCAGGGUGCUGAAGUUUUGGCCUUUGUCUUUCUUAUGGAGCAAACUCUCAACUUGUGAACAGCUGGGAUAUCGCCUGCAGCACCUGCAGGUCAUCAGCAGCAACAAGAAGGCUCAAAAUGAGUCUCAGCUAAUGAGGAAAGCCAACAUCUUUGUCUCUCUGCUGAUUGAUGUGGCUCUGGGGAUACUGCUGAUGUCCUGGCUGUACAGAAAGAACCGAAUUGGUCACCUUGCUGACACUCUCAUCCCCGUGGCCGAUAAUGUAGCUGAAGAGCUCCAGGACCUGCUCCAGUGGCUAAUGGGAGCGCCAGCUGGACUGAAAAUGAACCGAGCUUUGGAUCAGGUUUUGGGCCGCUUCUUCCUUUACCACAUCCAUCUUUGGAUUAGCUACAUUCACCUGAUGUCCCCUUUCAUUGAGAUGAUCCUUUGGUAUGUCGGUCUGUCAGCUUGUCUGGGCCUGACCAUGGCUCUCUGCAUCCUCUCUGACAUCAUUGCACUUCUGACCUUCCACAUCUACUGCUUCUAUGUCUACGGAGCCAGGCUCUACUGCCUGAAGAUUUAUGGCCUGUCAUCUCUCUGGCGCUUGUUCCGUGGGAAGAAGUGGAACGUCCUCCGGCAGCGGGUGGAUUCCUGCUCCUAUGACUUGGACCAGUUAUUUAUUGGCACUUUGCUGUUUACAAUCCUGCUGUUCCUCCUGCCUACAACUGCGCUGUAUUAUUUGGUGUUUACCCUGCUCCGUUUGCUGGUGGUGAUUGUGCAAGGCCUGAUACACUUGCUAGUUGACCUGAUUGACUCUCUGCCUCUUUAUUCAAUCAUCCUUCGGCUCUGCAGAUCCUACAGGCUCGCAGCUGGUGUGAAGUUCAGAGUCCUUGAGCAGCAGGAUGGAAAACCUCUUCGACUCCUCAUGCAGAUCAACCCUCUGUCAUAUAGCAGUGUGGUACAGACAUACAGGCUGCCAACCUACAGCUGUUACCCUAAGGAUUCCUGGACAUCUCUCUGCAAGAAGCUGUUCCUUGGAGAGCUAAUCUACCCUUGGAAACACAAAGGAGAGAAGCAGGACUAAAGACGGCAAAAGAGCUUGAGAGACGGUCAGGAGAACAUAUUGAAUCCUGAUGCUUUCGGACCAAAGGCAUCUUAGAGCCAGCAGCUGCUAGAUCCCUUUAAUUAGAUUUUGGUAACAUGGGAGCAGCUGAAUUUUUAAAGGCAAGUAUUUUUAAACAUUAUUUUUCAACUUUCCUUUUCCCCUACACUGUGUUUGUGUAAUAUGCAAAUGAUUGUUUUUGAAGCAAAAGGUUAAAUCCAUCAGUGCCUCAUGAAACCAGCAUUUAGUGUAAUCGAGGAAGAACCUCCUGAAUGGUUUGAUGAAAUAUUAUCUCCUUGCAUGUAAGCUCAGAGGGCUGUAUUAAAACAGCCCUUCAGGUGGUUCAAAGCCACAGUGCUGAGGUGCGUUCUGCCAAAGGGUAUUUUGGACCUUUUAUGCUUCAGCCUUCAAAGCAGCUGAUCAAAACCAAGGUGGAGGAUCAGCUUGUAGAGUCAUACACUGAAAAAACUGUACAGCGGGGUUAUCUGGGAUCAUAGGAUGUUUAUUCUUUUCCUUUUGGGUGGGCUUGGAUUCACUGCCGCUGUAGCACCAGAGGAGGUGUUAAGCGUACAAACAGCAGGGCUGGAGGCCCAGAAACACAGACUGUUGUACAUUCGUGCAUAUAGGGUCUCAUCUACAUUUUUUCAAAAGCAAAUAUUGUUUUGGGGAGGGCUGAGCCCAGAGCUGACACGAAAACUGAAGUGCAGAGCGCAUAAGCCUCAGACCCCAGACUGCUCAGCUGCCCAGUGGCAGCUGAGAGCUCUGGGCUGUGCCAGGGCUCAGGGCUCCUUGCUUAGUCGCAGUGUAAGGCAAACGCACCUUUGCUGAGCCCAGCUCUGGCUGCUGGGUCUGCCAAAGUGCUGCAGCAGCCCAGCUUGCUACGCAGCUCAGCCAGCUCAGGGAAGCGUGUGCCGCGCUCCCUUACAGGGUCAGUACAUCGCCCUGGUCUCAGGGCCCAGGUGGGAGCCUCCUCAUGUGGGGCCUCAUCUUUUGCACUUUCUGAUAGUCAAGGAGCUUUAAAAUCUCAUAUCUCAGAUAUGAGGCAUUUAAAGCCAAUUCUGUCCCUGAAACUAUAGACAUGUUUCCCUUAGGAGAGUUUUCUUGCUUUGGAUACUACCUCCACAGUGUAGCAGUGCUCAGUGUGUCAGUGUCCUGGUCUGAGGGUGUGCUCAUACUGGUGUGAGUCUUCUAUUCCCUGUCCCGGGGACAGUGCACAGGAGUGUGAUGUCCCACUGGGUGCUUUGUUGUUGUGUAGACAUUUACAUACAGUUGUUACUCCGAAGUACGCUUUCUCCAGGCCUGCUAGCUCCUCUUGCCCCAGCUGAAACAAUGAUGUCGUGUCAUUGUACCCUGCGCGCCCAAAGUGACUGCAGUAACUGGCAGGUGAGAGGUGUGCUGGAUCCGGGCCCCUCUUCCUCUGCCUGUCCAAGGAAGCGAGGAUGGAGGAGGAAGAGGAGGAGGUGUUGUGGCUGCAGUGCUCGGCCCUUCUCUGGAGGGCUGCCUGUGUAUUCCAGUGGGAGCAGGUGGAGGCAAGGCAAGGAGCCGUGGCCGGGUGCCCUGGGCUUUAGUAGCCUUCAGUCAGCACUUCCACUGGCAGGAUAAGAGUUUCCUACCCCAGCCCUACGUCUCAUCUGUGUACUUGAAGCUGUCAUAGAAGAGAAGGGGAUAUGGCCCCACUGAUUUAAGACAUCCCUGCCAGCUAUAUUUGGGGGUUUUGUAGCUGCUAAAAGCCUCUCAUGGUGCAGCCACUGCCCCUUCAGUGAUAGCUUGAUCAGGAGGAAAUGAAGCUCUGUAGGCAGGUGCUUGUUCCAGAUAAUUCCUGAGCAGGCAAACACAGGAGCUGCCAAGGUCUUACAGUUUUCUUAAGGACAUCAGGAAGGGAGGCAGUAUUACAUGGGCACUGCUACCCAAAGACUAUGUCCUAUGACCUCGAUCCAGGGAAGAAGGGCACAUCGCUGAAGAAAGCCAGCAUGGCAAAAGCCCUGCUCUGCCAUCUGCCACUGCAGGCUCUGGGUAGGACAUCACUGGCUGCUGGAACUGGAGAGAUCUUCAUUCUUCUUUAAUAGUCAGUAUUUAAAACUCAGGUACAAAUACAGUAUUUCCUCUCUUGGAAUAUCAGCGCCCAAGUGUUUCUGUCCACUCCAGCUGUGAACAAUCCAGGUUGUGAUCCGUUUAGUGGAUGAAUGGUCUAAAUAAAAUUUGUGACUUCAGCUUAAGUCAGAGUCGUGGAGACCCAUCCUUACCUGGCACUCAGCAGAGCAGAUUUACACUUUACCUCCCUCUCAUGUUUCCACUGCAGCUACUAAAUGAUAUUCCCCCUGCUUCCUCCCACGCCUGCAUAGUUUGGUUUACUAAAUGCUCUGAGAAACUUUAUUAUUUUUGGUCUUGUGAAAAUAAUGUUCCUAAUAUCCUGGCUUUUAAAAUCUUUCUGUGAGACCAGACAGCUCACGAUGGUCCUAAUCGUGGCUAUCCUUUGGGAUCAAGUGACCCGAAAGCCCCAGAGACAGCACAGAGCCAUAAAAACCAGCAAAUGUGGCCUUCCUAUUGGGAACCUGCCAAACAUAUUAGAUGUUCCAGUCUAGGGUCUGUUUACUAAAGGCUGAUACUGACUCCAGGGAUGGUGAAAUGUCAAACUGAGAAAAAGCUUCUCUUCAAACCCAAGAGCCUGAUUCAUCUGCAACACAGAGGACCUUGAGUAGCCCAGCUGGGAAAUGACAGACUCUUCUGGCUGCAGUUCUCCUGUGCCACGCAGAACUGGUGCCUGAGCUGUCUUACUGUUUCUCAUACUCGGCAUUCUCCUGGCCCAUGAUGGUAUCUGAGCCUAUGAGUUUCUUCUGCUGGAUAUCUGCCAUGUCUCUCCUCUUCCUUUCCAGUCACUGCUGUGAAAUAGUCUUCCCCCACCCUUUUCCGAUUCUGCGCAGAGACAGUACAACAACUUUGCAGACAUCCUGCUCAGGAACAUUUGACCUUAUGUCAUCUCUCUAAUUAGAAGUUGGGAUCAGCAUCAUCUUCCACAGCAGUGCAGACUGUCCUAGCCCAGGCAUUUCCUCAGGGGAGAGGCUGCUGGUGAAGCUAUGGCUCUGCUUUAUCCUCAGAUCCGUAUUAUCCAUAUCAGUCCUUGGAUGAGAAGUAGUUAAAGAUUUCAGAUCUUCUCUGAUUCCUACCACACAUCCCUUAUGGCAGUCAGCAAGCAGUCUUUGGCAGCCAUCAUUCAAAGACUGUAAUCUUGCAGACUUUUUUUUUAAUGCUGCAUUUCCUUAUUAUUAUUUCUUCCACCUUAUGGUUCCCAGUGCUGGCACAACACUCAAUAUGCCUCUUUACAUAGGCAUGGGUUGUGUAAAGGAAAAUGUGAUUCACUAUAUGCAAAACCCAUCCUAGAUAGAAAUUCUGCCUUUGAGAAAUACUUUCCUUUCCUAACCAGAAUAGCAUGUGACAAUGCUGAAAGGAAAUCUCAGUAAUUAUGCUGCACUGAAGGCUCUGGUUAUGGUUUUGGGAGUUUUCCCUGAUCCUGCAGCUGGAUUGUGCCUUGUUCUGCUGGCACAUGUGAAUAUACCGUCAGGCCCACAGAAAGAGUGUUGCCCAUAUGUAUAAUCCAUAUGUUGACUUACACUCUUGGGAGUGUAAGGCAGGAAAAUCUCCUGCUUUGUCAUCAUGCAGAUAAUGAGUUGCUUUCCUUCUGCUCUGUGCUGCCUGAUCCUGCUUCCACAACACCAUCUUCCUGCUGAACUCAAGCCCUUAGUGAUUUACUCCUUGUGCUUGGACCUGGUGAUCACACCAUCACAGAAUCACAAACUGGUGGAGGUUUGAAGGGGCCUCUCUAAGCUCAUCUGGUCCAGCCUUCUGCUCAAGCAGGGCCACCCAAAGCUGGUUGCCCAGAACUAUGUCCAGAUGGUUUUUUAAUAUCUCUAGGGAUGGAGACUCCACCAUCUUGGACAACCUGUGCCAGUGCUUGGCUGCCCUCACAGUAAAAAAGUGUUCCCUGCUCUUCAGACAGAAUUUCAAGUGUUUCAGUUCAUGCCCAUUGUCUCUUGUCCUAUCAUCCUGUUACGCUGAGCUAGAGACACCAUAACUCAAAUCUCGUCAGUGAAUUUGGAGAUUUGCAGUCCCACAUUGUCUCUGUUCUGGAGCAACCCUAUUCAGGGACUGUUCAGCAGCCCCUUUGCUUUUUUGGGGGUGCCUGAGCCCUCUGUGGUUACAGAUGGUUGCCUGCUCAUGGAGUCAGACACCUGACCUGCUGUGUGCCAGCUUUUCUGGACCUGGUGGCAGAGAGCACUUGCUCUCCAGCCAGACUCACUGCCCGCACAGAGUGGAAGCUGCGGGGGAGGCGGAGCAGACACCCCCAAGCUGGCAGUGCAAGGCCGCCUGGCUUGGGGAGCCGCCUUUGUGCGGUGGCUCUGAGGCUUUGCGUGGCUGAUGGGUGGCAGCACCCUGUGAAUACAGAUGGGACGUGUCUGGACCUCAGCUGAUCCAUCCACAUGACGUGAGGCCACGGGGCUUACCAAGCUAGUUCAGGAGCUUUUGGAGUGUAUUCCUCUGUGCAGGAUAAACAUGUUCCGAGCAAUCCAAACCUUACACGGGCAGCUGAUCUGCCUUCCUGGAUGAGAAGAGCGUGCUCAUCACUUUGCAUCUGGCCCACCAUUUUGCGUUGGGACCAGAACAGCUUGCUGCUUGCGAGAGUCCGUCCCCUUCAACUCUCAGCUGGCAGCCCCACAUCCACUACUCAUCCGCAUCUGGGUCUGGACCUCAGACCGAGAAUGCUCAGACUUCAUUGUCUCAGCAAGCUAAAUAGGAGGAGGAUACUGGCGAUGAUGAAUGCUGCAGGUGACAGAAAGUAAACCCUUCAUUUCCAGGCAAGCGAUGAGGCUCAGGAGCAGGGGGCAGUGCUGGGUGUGCUGCUUGCCCGGGUGAAGCAGAGCCAGGGCCCUGCCCUGCUCUCCUUGCAGGGAGAGGCUGCCUGCACAGCUCCUGUCCGCAGUGUUAUUUAAGCAUCUGGCAUUGGGGAAAUUCAUGAGAACUUCACAAUUGUUGUAAUCAAUCCUCUUAUUUAUAAUGUUUUCUGUUUUUAAAUAAAGUAUUAUAAAAGAAUA